Molecule: messenger RNA, 10740 nt
Organism: Bursaphelenchus xylophilus (pine wood nematode)
Lineage: Eukaryota; Metazoa; Nematoda; Chromadorea; Rhabditida; Aphelenchoididae
Source: the annotation of a GenBank genome assembly
AUGAUGGACCUGAUUCGGGCGCUGGAGUCGUUGGACUACGACCGCGCGCGCACCCUGCUCCGCGACCACCCCGAGCUGGCCACCAACCGCGACGACGAGGGCUGCGCCGCCAUCCACUACGCCGCCGAAAUACCGGACCUGCAGCUGUUCGUGGCGGUGUUGGAGGCGGACCCGUCGCUGAUCGACAACCAAGACCAUCACGGGUUCACACCGCUCUUCGUCGCCGUCACCGCGGGGCACGCGGACAUUGUGAAGCACCUGAUCGGGAAGGGCAGCCAGCUGGACCAUGUGGAUAUGGACAAGCACACGGCCGUGCAUUGGGCCGUGGUGUCGGGACAGGUAGGGGAGAUGGUCGCGAUCGUCAACACUUUUAGCCUCUCAUUAUGGGUCCCUUCCACUCUGAGUGUGGUGGACGAUCAAACGUGGAUAGGUAGAAGAUAGUAGACACAAGAUUAGGAAUAGGUUUAUUGCGACCGCCCAAAGAAAAGAGAAAUGAGAUUAAUAAAGUGAUAAUCGGUGACGUUGCUUUUAUAUGACUUGGUUUAUGCCAAUUUCUGUGGGAAUUGUGGAGAGGUUUGACCCUCCACAACACUGAGCACACGUUCUACAGUGGGGGACCUGAUCCAGUGGCAAAAAAAGCACCAGUUUGGGUCCGCUGGAUCAGGUCCGUCACUGUACAAUUAUAAUAGAAUAGUUAUGAAUCUGGGUCGGAAAUUGGCAGAAACUCAAAGCUUUUUCACAGAUUUGCAGUGUUGAUACUGUGACGGGCCUGAUUCAGUGGCAAAAAAGUGCGAUUUUGCAUCCGGGAAGAAUCAAAAAUGUGGCAAAAUGCUUCCCUCUUCAAGUGAAAAAACUCCGAUUUCAAAAGCGCUCCCGCUCUUUUUGAGGCAAAGGUCCCUUCAAAAACCGAGUUUUUUUCUUGUAGUGGGAGGUAUUUUGCCACAUUUUUGAUACCUCCCGGAUACAAAAUGGUACGUUUUUUGCCACUGGAUCAGGUCCCCAACUGUAAGUCUAUCGGGAAAAUAACGGCGGGUUGUCGCAGCGAAAUGUCUCGCCUCAACGAAAAAAUGCUGCAGUUGCGCAUCAAAUUUCCAGUUAGGCUAGCCGUUGCGAAGCAAAAGCGAUGAUGGGCGCUAAGGCGUGAAGACCCGCCGUUAUUUUCCCGACAGACUGAUACAAGGCCAAAAAGUCUUGACAGGUCUGAAAAGAGACCUUAUCGCAAAAGGUGGCAUCUCCACGAACGACGGCGAGGCAAACUCCCUUUAUGCUGAACAUUUUUUGCUGCUGGAAAACGCUGAUUUUUUUCAGGGUUUUUUUCCGACUGGAUGACGUUAGAAAAACGCUUGAAAAUAGAUGUGAACUAAACAAAAAACGAAUCUUUAAAAACCUCUAAAAUAAUAAUUUUUUCAGGUCUCCGCGCUACAAGAACUGCUAAACAAUGGGGCGCCGUACGACACUCCUGAUCUUUAUGUAAGCAGAAAGUCACUUUCAAAAAUUGUCUAUAUGUAUACCAUUGUCUAUUCUAAACACAAUAUUUUUCCCGUUUCAGGGAGCUCGACCUCUACAUUACGCUGCAACAUUAGACGAGUUUGAAGAGAGCCGCGCAGAAGCGGUGCUGAACGCGUUGUUGAAGGUGGAUCAGGACGUAAAUUGCCGAGAUCUCGACGACCGAACGCCCUUGUUGUGGGCGGCUAGCGGAGGUGGGUUACUGUAACAUUUUAUGGCUAUAUGCAUUAGAUAUCAGCAUGUCGGGAAAAUAGUGAUUUUUUAGCUGCAAAGUAAAAAAGUCAAAUUCGCAGUGUGUUGGCGAUGAAAAGCAAAAAAGUCUACGAACUUGAUGAAAAUACUAGCAAUAAAUUUGGGCUUUCUAAAAACAGUUUUAAACGUCCGGUUUACACUUGUAUUUUUUGAGUGCCGAACACCCACACAAUGCUUCGUAGCGCAUGCCUUUACACUCCAAACACAAUUCAUUCUCUAGAUACCUACAUUUGUAUGUAUUACGAGAAUUAAAUUUGGCUAGUUAUUCAUUGAAUGUCAGCUUGUGGAUUUUAGCAUUGCGGUUUGAAUAUUCGUCUCAGUCGGAGAUAUUCAUUGCAGCAAUGCUAAAAAAUAACAACACUGACUGUCUUUCAUUCUAAUUUUUUUAAUUAUAUAUGUAUAAUAUCAAUCUGUCGGGAAAAUAAUGUGGAUUUGUCGCAGCAAAUUUUUCGUCUCAUCUCAUCGGCGGGCCAAAUCUCUUGCCGCGGCUAGCCGUCGCGAAGCGAUGAUGGCCGAGUCCUAAGCAAGAAGACUCAACAUUAUUUUCCCGACAGACUGAAAAGAGGUGGAAAAUCUUUUUUUGACCUAUUCUAUGAAUAACAUAGAGUUAGAUGAAUAAGAGGGCAGCGCGAUGCCCUACCUUUGCCCUACCCUGUGGGCUGCUUGACUAGACUUCCGGUGGAUCUUUGCUUCAGAAUACUGAAGCCGCAACGUAGCGCACAGAUAGCUUACCGUCUAAUACAAUACCCACGUAGAAUAUAUUCUGUACCUUUAUGAGCUCGAAUAACACAACACAACAAUAGUAUACUAUGACAAUAAUAUCUCGAGAUUAAUACCGAUCGAAGACGAUGGGGAAUUCCUGGAUUGGUCGACUGGCUGGGCUUAUAUAGGGCACUGGCUGGGCGGGACUUGGACGUUCUGGAAUGCUGAUGAUGGUACCAUUUGAUGAGGUGUCGAAGAUGGAGCUGCGGACGUCGUUGACAAGGGCCAAGAUAUCCUGGACAGAAGCUGAGAUGUCAAGGACAGAAGCUUAAGCAAGCUAUAUCUGGAUGUCCAAAUCUUGUCCUAAGGGACUAGAACAUUCUUGUGACUCAUACUUUACAACGGACGUGCGUCAUAGGCCAAAGGUCGCCCUAGGCGUAAACAUGUGGGCGGAGAGGCAUCAUAUGACUGCGUGAGUCAUCAUCCUGAGUUAGCAUGGAGUCCGCAGUCGUUGCGUUUACUAGAUCGGAGAACCUCCGAUCUAACUCCUUUACCCUUUUUCAAUAAGUCGACGCCUUGGUGAGGCGUUGGAAAACGACGAUAGAGUUGAUGAUCAACUCUAACCUUUAGUUAGAUGAAUAAGAGGGCAGCGCGACGCCCUACCUUUGCCCUACCCUGUGGGCUGCUUGACUAGACUUCCGGUGGAUCUUUGCUUCAGAAUACUGAAGCCGCAACGUAGCGCACAGAUAGCUUACCGUCUAAUACAAUACCCACGUAGAAUAUAUUCUGUACCUUUAUGAGCUCGAAUAACACAACACAACAAUAGUAUACUAUGACAAUAAUAUCUCGAGAUUAAUACCGAUCGAAGACGAUGGGGAAUUCCUGGAUUGGUCGACUGGCUGGGCUUAUAUAGGGCACUGGCUGGGCGGGACUUGGACGUUCUGGAAUGCUGAUGAUGGUACCAUUUGAUGAGGUGUCGAAGAUGGAGCUGCGGACGUCGUUGACAAGGGCCAAGAUAUCCUGGACAGAAGCUGAGAUGUCAAGGACAGAAGCUUAAGCAAGCUAUAUCUGGAUGUCCAAAUCUUGUCCUAAGGGACUAGAACAUUCUUGUGACUCAUACUUUACAACGGACGUGCGUCAUAGGCCAAAGGUCGCCCUAGGCGUAAACAUGUGGGCGGAGAGGCAUCAUAUGACUGCGUGAGUCAUCAUCCUGAGUUAGCAUGGAGUCCGCAGUCGUUGCGUUUACUAGAUCGGAGAACCUCCGAUCUAACUAUAGUAAAAGCCAUGUCUUUUUUUUAAAUGCUGAAGGUUUGUAAGCGCUGCGAGUUUUUUUGAUACUAGUCUUUAUCGGCAAGACCUAUCAGUCUGUCGGGAAAAUAAUGACCACUCUGUCGCAUCGAGAAUCGCAUCGCCAAAAAGAAAAUAAAUUGUGUCGCGGCAAAGUCAAAUUUUUUCACUUCAGUGAUCAGCGCAGCGACAUUGCGCCCAUUAUUUCCCCGACAGACUGAUGAAAGGAGAUGUGCCCCCAAUUUUUGAUGAAACUCAAAUUUAGGUCCAUUAUUUUUAAGACAAAUGAGGGAAUCCUAGCUCGCCCUUUGCUGAAAGAAUUGAUACUUUUAGAUCGAAUGAUGGAAAAAAUUACAGUUUUUUUUUUGCGAAGUUUGACAUCAAAAAGUUGCGUGCUCUAUCGUAGAGGAUGUUUCCACAAAAAAUAAAUUUUUUCGCACGAAACUGGCAAAUAAAUUGAAAAUGAAGACUUCACAUUAUUUUCCCGACGCACUGAUAUCCAACGACCUUUGCCGCCGAGAGAGUAUGCGAAACGCGGAGAGCGGACAAAGAGAAAAAUACAUUUUGGCCAUAUCUUUGCCGGUUUUGCAUGGAAAAUUCUGAUUUUUUGUGAGAACAUUACCCUCUAUGGUAGAAAUGGCUAGCAAAAUUUUCAUACCAAAAUUCGCAAAAAAAGCUGAAUUUUUUGCUUACUUUCGAUCUAAAAAUCUCGGUCGUUUCUGUAAAAACGCGAGCUGAGCAAAUUUUUUUAUGCGUCUCAGAAAAAAACUAUUCUAAAUUUAGGCCAAGUUUCAUCAAAAUCCAAGCGUCGCACAUCCCAAAUAACUCUUCAAACCCUCAUUUCUAGGAUUUCUCUACGCCUGCCGUCGUUUGAUCGAAGCCGGCGCCAACAAAUUCGCCGUGGACCGGGACGCUUUGAAUGCGGUGCAUUGCGCCGCAAGUCAUGGCCAUGUGGCCAUUGUUGGGCUGUUGAUUCAACAAACGCAAAGUAAGAAACUGAUCGAUGGAAAGGACAAAAAUGGCGACACCCCGCUCUUUUAUGCCUCCACGUUUGGGCAUUACGAUUGCGCUGAAAUGCUGUUGAAGAACGAUGCCGACCCGAAUCAUGUGGUAUGUUGUUGUCGUGUGUUUUUUUGGGCUGUGGAAUGUUUUUUUUAUAUCAGUCUGUCGGGAAAAUAAUGACCAUAACAUCGCUGCGCCUAUCGCUGAACUGAAAAGCUAUUUGAUUUUGCCGCGACACAAUUCAUUUUCUCGCCGUCAAUGCGAUUUUCGAUGCGAAAGAAAGCCCAUUAUUUUCCAGACAGACUGAUACUACUUUUUUUAUAAAGUGCCUAGACUUUUCGCCGAGAGCCAAAAUGCACAGUGCAAACGCCAAUUCGCACCGUGCACUUUUAGUUUUUGCACUGUGCAUCAAACGAUCGCCGAAAUUUGGGCUUUUUCCCAUUUUAUGUCGCUGCGGUUUUGCCGAAUCAUUCGCACGGUGCAAACUUCGUCGCUGCGCGCUUUGCACAGUGCGAACCGCUUUUUCAAGUUUGCACUGUGCGAAAAGCAGCAAAAUGCACGGUGCGUGAGCGUCAAGCAGGGAAAAGCGACAAAAUGCACUGUGCGUUCGCGAUGAAGGAAAAAAAGUCUACGGACUUUAUGAAAGCACUAGUAUCAGUCUGUCGGGAAAAUAAUGAGCUUUCUGUGGCAUUGAAAAUCCCAUUGCCGCCUAGAAAAUUAAUUCUUUCGCGCAAAAUCAAAUUGCUUUUCAAUUCAGCGACGUGGAAGGCGCAGCGACAGAAUGCUCAUUAUUUUCCCGACAGACUGAGAGAUUUUCGAGUGCUUUUGAAAAUGAUGACUAUUCAGUUUAUGUAACAUAUUUUAGGACAAACGCCUACGAACUGCGGCGCACUGUGCGGCCGCCAAGGGCCAAAUGAGAAUUUUGAAGCUCCUGCGACAAUUUGGAACCAGCUUUGACAUGCAGAAUUAUCGCGGAGACCUGCCGUUUCAUGAAGCCGUUCAGACCGGAAAUAAAGGUAAAGAAAACGAGUCUUCUUACUCUUAGAAGGUCAUUAUAUGUUCUAGUUUGGACCUUAGAUUAUAACAUAUAUGCAAAAAAAAGUACUGUAAAGUCGCAAAGUGUUGUUGAAUGUUUAAAAACAUCUUUGUUCUUCAGAAAUUGUCGAAUGGAUCCUGGAACUGCAGCCUCAAAAUGUGAACGUCCCCAACUUCUACGGGCGCACCGCUCUUCAUCUUGCCGCCGCAAAUGGCGACCUGGAUCUGGUCAAGUUGUUGGUCCAGAGAGACGCCGAAAUCAACAAUCUGAUGAUCUACAAGAAGAAAAUGGCGACCGCCAAGGACUUGGCCGACCAGCGAUCGCAUCAAGACGUGGUCGACUACUUGAGCAGGCAUGGCGGGAAGUUCUCCAGAGAUCUGGAUUCGGACUUCAUUGAGCUGUCGCGGGACAGCAUUGAGGACAAUGUAAAGUUGGCCAAGAUGCGAUGGAUGAAUGCGCAACGGCCGGGCGAGGAGUUGCCGGAGUCGAACAACUCAACGUUCUUCCAAAUGCUUCAAGGACGAAAGGUGAGCAUUAUGUUGUUCAGAAAGUUCGGUCGUUUUUUUAUUGAUUUGUUUUACAAAGAUUGUUUGUUGCGUGGCAAAACAAAUAUAUUUAUUUGAUACAGCUUUUUCUCCUCUACAAAAUUGUGGUUUCAGUUUUUUUUUUUAAAUUCAAUUUUUUAUUAUUUUUCCGGCUCAAAAGUGAACCGUCCAGGAGGCAAAAAUUUGCGUUUACGGCACCUGCUUUUUUCGCUUUUCAUCGAGGACAGCUGCAUCAAAUAAAUGUAUUUGCUUUGCCAAACAACAAACAAUCUUUGUAAAACAAAGCAAUAAAAAAACGACCGAACUUUCUGAACAACCUAAUAUUAAUACUAGCGGGGAAGUACAUUUUAUUUCAUACGCCCAAAAUUUGCGCCGACUACGUUGAAAAAAAGCGUGCUAUAUUGCACUUGCAUGGUGCAAGAGGUCAAAUGCUCGCCGCAGAAAUGCGUUUUCUGCACGGUGCGGCCCACGACAAAAGUCUACGCACUUUUUAACACGGCUAGUAUGCAAAAUUGAACUGCUAUUUCUUUCGCAACGUCGCUGGAGUGAUUCCGGCGACUUGCAUGGAUUUUUUGCUUUCUUUAUAUUGGAUGACUUUUCAGGAGAACUCAAUGAACUUGUCGGCAUCCGACAUGGGAAACCGCUCAUACUUCUCCAAUUCGAAUGGGCAGAACAAGGAAAUCCAGACGGAUGAGAUUAUGAUGGUGGGGAAGGAGAUGGUCGAAGAGGCCAUUAGGAAGGUGGUGCGGGAAGAUGGGAUAAAAUGUAAGUUGAAUAAAGGGGUAAAAAAUGUUGCAACAAAAAUUAAUUUUGACGAUCAGUCUGUCGGGAAAAUAAUGAGCACUCUGUCGGAUCGAAAAUGGCAACGCCGCCGAGAAAAUGAAUGUGUCGCGGCAAAAUCGAAUUGCUUUUCACCUUGGCGAUCAGAACAGCGACAUUCUGCUCUUUAAUUCCGUCUGUCGGCGCAAAAAGAUUUGGUGCGCGACUGCGACGAGUCAUUUUUCUGCGACAAUUCCACAUUAUUUUCCAGACAGACUGAUACAGUGGGGGAUCUGAUCCAGUGGCAAAAAUGGUAAGUUUUUUGCCAUUAGAUCAGGUCCGCACUGUAAUGUGGAUUUUUCACGUAUCAUUUUGUAUCCGGGAAGUAUCAAAAAUGUGUCAGAAAGCUUCCCUCUCCAAGUGAAAAAACUUCGUUUUGAAGGGCUCUCCCUCACAAAAAUAGCGAGCGCGCUUUUGAAAUCGGAGUUUUUUCACUUGGAGAGGGAAUCAUUUUGCCACAUUUUUGAUACUUCCCGGAUGCAAAAUGGUACGUUUUUUGCCAUUGAAUCAGGUCCCCCACUGUAUGUUACAUGUGAAACACGAUAUCGAUUUCUAAUCGAUGAUUUUUAUUAUACUUUCAGUAGUUCAAGAGAACACCCUUCAAAAGCCCAACGGAAUCAUUGUAAAUGGCCGCAAUCCUCAUCGCGACGAGAUCGCCAAUCAUAAUGGAGGCGGUAAAAGCAACAUGAAACAGACCAGCAAUGGAUCUGUGACUGGAACCGACGACGACUACCCACAAAUGCCCGACCAUGAGGAAUACGAAAAUCACGGUAAUUUUGCUUACAGGGGAAGUACUCCAAGUGCGACGCCUAGAUUUUGAUGAAACUUGGCACAAAUUUAGAACAAUUUUUUCUAACAUAUAUGCGAGAAUCCUAGCUCACGCUUUGCAGAAACAACCGAGAUUUUUAGAUCAAAAGUCGGCGAAAAUUUAGGAAUUUUUGCCGAAUUUCGGCACGAAAAGUUUGAUGCCUAUUUCUACCGUAAAGGAUAAUGUUUCUACAAAAAAUCAAAUUUUUCCGCACGAAACUGCCAAAGUUAUGGCCAAAAAGCGCUUUUCUCUCUGAAGCGUGAAGUGCGAGGCUCCGAUUUGAAUAAAACUUGCGAUGAAUUUUAUGAUUUUUUAAUAAAAUUCAAGCGAUUUCCCAGCUCGUGCUUUGCAGAAACGACCGAGAUUAUUAGAUCGAAAGUUGUGGGAAAUUUUGGAAUUUUUUUGCGAAUUUUGACAUGAAAAGUUUCAUGAUUAUUUCUACUGUAGAGGGUAAUAUUUCAACAAAAAAUCAAUUUUUUAUGCAAAGUACGGGCAAAGAUACGGCCAAAAAACUGAUUUUUCUCUGACCGCUCUCCGCAUUUUGUGUACUCUCUCAUCAAAAAAAAAUCUUUGAAUAUCAGUCUGUCGGGAAAAUAAUGAGCACUCUGUCGCUGCAAAAUUAAAACAGAAUCUGAGCGUCUCACUAGGACCACUUCUUCGGCAAACAAAUUUAAACCUGACGCUCUCAACUUUUCAGACGACCGCAAGGCCGGCAAAAAAGUCACCCUCGACGAGAGAGUGAUGCACAUCGAGGCCUACAACGACGAAUUCGACGACGAGGACGAUGACGAAGAGCCCGGAAGUCUGGCGCAGUUCCUCGAAGGCUCCGCGGAUCGCCGCUUCAUCCACGAAAAGGCCAUCUUCCAGGAGCUGACGCACCUGAAACGCAUCCAAAUCCAAUACGGCAAGGUUCAGGAGGGAGUGUUGGUGAGGUCGUUGAUCAACAACUUCUGCAAGAUGCAUGGGCUGAACCCGGCCAACUUCAAAUACACAACGUUUUACGCUUGGGAGAAAUUUCUAUAUGGUAAGUGGGUUACUGUAAUUUUUUUUGCAUUUUUUUACUCUUCAAAAAUGGGCCGUAUAUAGGGAAUUAUGCACUGUGAAACAGUUGUCAAAAUUUUUUUGGAUAACCGAUACCCUAACUAUGUUAGGGGACAUUUUAUACGAUGAAACAUGUUUUCGAUUAAUAAGGGAAGUGCUCCAACUGCGACGCUCAGAUUUUUUUCAAAUUUUGCGCACAUAUCAGACAUAGGCCAAAUAUAAAUUCCUGAAAGUUUUAGCUCGCGCUUUCCAACCGCAGCCGAGAUAUUCAACGAUCUUUGCGGCGGAGAGAGCACGCGAAACGCGGAGAACGGUCAGAGAAAAAACACUUUUUCGGCCAUUCCUCUGUCAAUUUCGCGCGGAAAAAAAUAAUUUUUUGUAAAAAUGUUGUACUCAAAGGUGGAAAUAGAUACAAAACUUUUCAUGUUGAAAUUCGACAAAAAAAGUUUUAAAUUUUUUUUCAACUUUCGGGCUAAAAAUCCCGGUCGUUUCUGCAAAGCGCAGGCUAGGAGUCUCAUAUAUGUCUUAGAAAAAAUUAUUCUAAAUUUGCUCCCAGUUUAUCAAAAUGUGAGCGUCGCACUUGGAGUACUUCCUCACGUAUCAAUUUGCGGAACUGGCACAAGUCAUCGGCGUUUUCAGCCCCAAAAUGGUCAAAAUAUUAGUUUUUUUUGGCAAAAGUACAGUGAAGCACCUGAUCCAGUGGCAAACAACGUAUCAUUUUGCAUCCGGGAAGUAUCAAAAAUGUGGCAAAAUGCUUCCAUCUCCCUGUGAAAAAACUUCGUUUUGAAGGGCGCUCACAAAAAGAGCGGGCGCACGUCAAACUGAGGAUUCCGGUGACCCGAAUAGACUCUUCGCUAUCGGUUUUUUACACUUCGUCUAUUUCGCAGAGAAAGAGAGAAAAAAGACACGCAAAAACGUACUCUCUCGCCCCAAAAAUUCCCCAUUUCUCCCCCGACAAAACGUUUUUUCGCGUCUUUUUUUGGCAAAUUGCCAAUCCAUUCACCGGACUGUUUUAGCUUGUCUCAGUUUGACGUGGGGCGCGCUUUCCAAAUCGGAGUUUUUUCACUUGGAGAGGGAGGUAUUUUGCCACAUUUUUUGAUACUUCCUGGAUUCAAGAUGGUACGUUUAUUGCCACUGGAUCAGGUCCGUCACUGAACUUUUGCAAAAAAAGUUUAAUUUUGACCGUUUUGGGGCAGAAAACGCGAUUAUUUGUGCCAAAUUCCGUAAAAAUUUAAAAGUCAUACAAGCGAUAUCCCUGUAGUACCCUAAUUUACUGCCUAAAAACCAAUUCGUCGCCAUUCAUUUGCACCUUUGACGUUCAACUCUCCUUUUAAGAUUUCCUUUCAGACCAACUGAAGCUGAUCUACCUGGAAGAGCGGGAGCGCAUCCAAACCGCCGCCUCGCACACUCCGCACAACUCGCAGCGAUUCGAGCGCCGACUGCGACGUGUUUCGCCGCUCUCCGACCGAAUCCGCGAACUCACCCGCAUCUACGCGAGCGCCUCGAACGCGGUGCCGAGUCGGCGCGGACUGGCGGCCAAAUCGAGGCGCUCCAUCAAGACGGGCAGCUCGUUCCCGCGCAGCAACAGUAAGACCAGGUCCAGCUCGCUGAAGCACCGCUGCAUCCACUCCAGCCACAGUUUGGAGGAGAAGGGCGGGCAAAAGCGCUGCAAUUGCUUUAAUCGCGCCAACAACACGACACACCACAAUCACCUGUUGUUGGAGAAGAACUGGAAGCCCUAG